This is a messenger RNA of Rotaria sordida, 831 nucleotides long. The record is from the annotation of a GenBank genome assembly. Lineage: Eukaryota; Metazoa; Rotifera; Eurotatoria; Philodinida; Philodinidae.
AUGUCUGAUAAAUUAAUGUUUCUAAGUGAAUUAGAAACUUUAUUAAAUGAUUCACAAAUAAACAAUGAUGAACGAUGGGAAAAAUUUUUAUUUAUUCUUCGAAAAUAUGAUCUUAUCAACCAACUUCAUAUACAAUCAGUACGUGAUUUUGAUGAAGUACAUAACAAAUUAUUAGAUUUACUGGUAUCGAAUAAUGAUAACAAUUCUCCUGCAAUUGAUUACAGUACAUUUAAAAAAUUGGAAUCAUUAAUAUUUGAUGUACGAAAAACAAUUGAAAAUCUUGUAAUGACUAAUUGUAUUAUGUGGGAAAGAUUAAAUAAUAAUGAAACUGAAACAAAUAGUUUAAAAGAAGCAGUACGUGAUUUACAAGAAAUCACAUAUGAAGCAAAUUUCAAAAAAUUAGCUUAUGCAAUUUCAACACCACUAAAAAAUGAAUUAUUAAAACAUUUUCGGUUAGCAAGAAUACGAGUUGAUCCAUUGGAUGAAGAAUUAUUAGUUGCAUUACUUGAUGGUAAUUAUCGUGCUGCACGUAUUUCAGAAGAUACAUAUAAUGAUAUUGUUCUUAUUUAUCAGAAAAUUGCUCAAGUUACUGGCAUUUUUAAUUAUAAAGAACUUGUUAAAAUUAUUGUUUGUAGACAAGCACACAAUGUAGAUCAACAUGAAAUAAUAGAUCAUUAUAUUAAUCAAUGCAAAAGAUCUCACAUGAAACCAAAUUUUUUGGAUUUAUUGAAAGAUCUUAACUUGAAUAGUUUGGCCAAAUAUAAACUAGAAGAAAUGCAAACUUUAGAAAAACUUUUUACUUUUUAUUCCGAACAUGGUGAAUAUCGUUGA